Messenger RNA from Plodia interpunctella (Indianmeal moth), 1898 nucleotides. RefSeq names its product neural/ectodermal development factor IMP-L2-like (gene IBP2). The record is from RefSeq and is a predicted model, not a curated record. Gene Ontology annotation, biological process: homophilic cell-cell adhesion; dendrite self-avoidance; axon guidance. The transcript has 7 exons. Gene Ontology annotation, cellular component: axon; plasma membrane. Gene Ontology annotation, molecular function: cell-cell adhesion mediator activity. Bases 677 to 1456 code for a protein of 259 amino acids. NCBI's taxonomy places the organism in Eukaryota, Metazoa, Arthropoda, Insecta, Lepidoptera, Pyralidae.
ACAGAUAAGCUACACGUGUACAUAGUUCUUACUAUUAAAAAAAUAUAAAACCUUACAAUUAUCAACCUUAAGCCCUUAAAAAUAAGUGUGUUAAAUUUGAUCACUCAAAAAUUCUUCCAAGUUAUACUUACUCGGAAUUUUAAAACUAUUACGCACGUAAAUUCUCAGAAGCGAGGCGCCAAAUUCUGAUUCAUUUUAAUCACGUGAUAUUAAUAAAUUCCACCGUAUAGAGAUUGACCAAAAUAUUCAUAUUGGGUUAAGCAAGAUUUAAAAAUAAAGUUUCAGCCGAAUUUUUCAGCCAGUGUCGACGAUGCAAGUUUAUUUUUUAAUUUUCAUUACAUCCUAGAGAAGACAUAAUUUUUGUAAUGAAAUAAUAUAACAAUUCCUUCUAUUUGAACAUAUUUAUCCUUUAAUCAAAUUUAGAUUUUGGUUCGAAAUUCGAUUGAAACCAUAAUUGAAAAAAAAAAGAACAGAAACAAGUAAUUUGAGUUGUGCAGUAAACUAACCUUUAAGUUGUGGUAUUAGAGGUGAUAUUGCAAUGAAUAUGGAUUUUGGAUGUGUGGUAUUUUAAGUGUUAUGGAAGUAAAGUGCUCAACUACAACAAAUCAGCGUACAAGUUAUUUGCACAUCAUCUGAAUACUCAACUACUAGCGACAUCUACAAUCGAAUAGCCGAAAUGAUCAGUUUAGUUUCGCUACUCGCCGCCGCGCUAAUGUCGCUACAGUGCGCGCAUAGUAGCGCUGCAUUGAUUGGCAGUAAAAACUUAUUGGACAACACUUUACAGCCAAAUGUAAUCACAACUCCUAAGAAGAAGAUGUUAAAAUCCUUUGUGUCCAUACUUGGAGCUCCACCUGAGAGGGCCAGGCUGGUGCGAGGGUCACGCAUUGAGCUGCCGUGCGAGGCGAUGGGGCACCCGACCCCAACACUGCAGUGGCUGAAGAAUGGCGAACCUAUUGUUGAUUAUGAAGAAAGCGCAAAUGAGAUCAUGAGCGUCCACCCGUCGAGCAUCACAGGAGUCAAGUCGUUAUACAUUGUGACCGAGGCCGCGAGUGGCGACAUCUACACGUGUGUCGCGACAUCUGACGGGAUUGAGAGGAUGGCUUCAACUACUGUGUUUGUUGAGGACGCAAAUGAUGAAAUCACAGCCCUCGAAGCCUUACUUCAGAGGGCAACCGGACCAAUCCCAACAUAUUCCUACCUGGAGGUAUUCCAGGAAAUGGGCACCAGUCUCGUGCUGCCGUGCAGGGCGUACAGCUACGGGAAGACCAGGGUGCUGUGGACUUUCAACGGAGAGGAGGUCACGCAGGCCAGUCCGAAAAUGAGGGUGUUACCGUCAGGAGACCUGCUCAUCACGUCUCUGGACUUCAAGGACAUGGGCGGGUACAGCUGCACGGUGAAGAAUAUGUAUGGAGAGAGUACCACUAACACUUUUGUGUACCCGAUGAGCAAGGAUUAAACAGUGGUGCAUAGUUCCGCCGACCAACAGUGACCCGCCGAUACAAGAUCGAUGUUCCUAUACUUAAGUGUAUAUUGACUUAAUAAAUACUUAACUUAUUGUUAAGGUGCGCGAAGACUUGGAGCGUUCGCAUGAAGAAUUUGGGACAGUUAUGUUGGACAAAUUCUAUCAUAUUCCUUACAACUAUUCGUUAAAUGACAAACAUUUGUUGAGCAAUUCCAAUGUUUAUAUUAUACACACAAACACCUUUUCUUUCUUAAUCGACUUCAAAAAAGUGGAGGUUCUCAAUUUGUCGCGGUGUUUUAUUUUAAUCCUAUAAUGUAUAUUAGUGUAGAGAAAAUAAAUAAAUAAUUAAAAUAGUAGCAAUCGUUAAACUAUGCAUGAUCAAUUCUAGUUGUAAUUUCAGGUAUGAAAAUACUUUUGCUUCUUGAUAGUUUCAAAU